AGGCGGCAAAGGCUUUAAUCUCGGACUAAUUCAGCUGCUUUUGAAGUGAAAAUUUCUACCAGUUUGUACUUCGGGAGUACAGAGCGAGGACCUGCAGACAGGCACGCACAAGACGCAGCGCUCAUGGUGCAGGACGCAACCGCGGAUCUGCGAUAACCUCGCACGGACCUGCUUCCAGCUGCCUCGCCUUGCGCUUGUCCUACUAGGAUUACCUGCUCUCGAGGCAUUUUUUUUUUUAAAUAUACAUUUAUCACGGUUAUUUUUCUCCGACAUAAAGGCUCUGGUCCCAUUUUUUCCGAUUUCCUUAAUGAAUCUGACGAAAGCCUCACCAUUUCAUUUCCUGACAAUUGGGACAUGAUCACGUCGCCCUUGGCGUCAGCUCUGAAAAAUAGUGAUAUUUGUGUAACGUGGGAAAGCAGCAGUUCUCGGAAUAGCAGCUCUGCGAGCAUCGACAAGCUUUUGCUUCACUCCGCACCUCCGACUGAUCCAAUACGGCAAGCAAAGCGACUUCCCAUCAAGGUUUUGAAAAUGCUUACUGCACGGUCGGGACACAUUUUGCACCCGGAGUAUCUGCAGCCUUUGCCUUCUACCCCAGUUAGUCCGAUAGAGCUAGAUGCCAAGAAAAGUCCGUUGGCUCUGCUGGCGCAGACCUGCUCCCAGAUCGGCAAACCGGACCCGCCGCCGUCCUCCAAAUUAUCCUCCGUGACAACAAAUGGAUCUAGUGAGAAGGAAUCUAAGUCAGGCCCUUUGAAAUUGAGCGACAUCGGUGUGGAUGACAAAUCUAGCUUCAAACCCUAUUCGAAACCAUCUGACAAGAAGGACUCGUCUUCGGAGAGAGGAGAGAAGUGUGGUUUCCGAGUGCCGAGCGCCACCUGCCAGCCGUUCACGCCGCGGACGGGCAGCCCCAACUCCACCGCGUCCGCGUCCCCCAGGCCGUCGGAGGGCAAAUGUGACAGGGACAGGGAUGACAAGAAAGACUCUGAUUGUAAUAAAAACGCCUCUACAGACGGGACUGGCACCACGAGCCACAGCAGGAUAAGCGUGAGCUGUGGAGGGAUUAAUGUGGAGGUCAACCAACACCAGGAGACGACGCCUGGCACAAAAAGCACCUCCUCCUCCUCGGACUCCUCUUCUGUAACUUCUGUAUCCUCCGCAUCCGUUCUCGGGUCAGGACUUGUGGCGCCUGUUUCUCCUUACAAACCGGGACAGACUGUGUUCCCCUUGCCCCCGGCGGGCAUGAGCUACCCGGGCAGCUUGGCCGGGGCCUACGCCGGCUACCCGCAGCACUUCCUGCCGCACGGAGGGAGUUUGGUGAACGCGCAGCUGGCCGGCUCUCUGGGCUGCAGCAAGGCCGGGUCCAGCCCGCUGGCCGGGGCCUCGCCCCCGUCCAUCAUGUCCGCCAGCCUGUGCAGAGACCCGUACUGCCUCAGUUACCACUGUGCCAGCCACCUGGCGGGCGCGGCCGGCGCGUCGUGCACGCACGACCCCUCCGGGGCCCUGAAGUCCAGCUACCCGCUCAUGUACCCGACACACCCCAUCCACGGCGUGCACUCCUCGGCGCACUCCCCGGCGUUCAGCGGACACCCCCUUUACCCCUACGGCUUCAUGCUCCCCAACGACCCGCUCCCCCACGUUUGUAACUGGGUGUCGGCAAACGGACCGUGCGACAAGCGUUUCUCCUCAUCAGAGGAGCUGCUGAACCACCUGAGGACACACACGGCUUUUACCGGGGCCGACAAGUUGAUAUCGGGUUAUCCGGGGUCGUCGUCUCUGGCCAGCGCCGCGGCGGCCGCCAUGGCCUGCCACAUGCACAUGCCCCCGUCAGGACCCCCGGGGAGUCCCGGGACUUUGGCUCUCAGGAGCCCGCACCACGCGUUAGGACUCAGCAGUCGCUACCACCCUUACUCCAAAAGCCCUCUGCCGGCCCCCGGCGGGCCCGUGCCCGUCCCCGCGGCCACCGGCCCGUACUACUCCCCUUACGCACUGUACGGACAGAGACUCACCACAGCAUCCGCGCUGGGAUACCAGUGAGGGGAGAGGGGGGGGAAAAGACUCUGCAAAGUUUAUAGUACUAAAAAAAUGCAAAUAUAAAGACUUUUAUAUUAACUGCGCUAAACUUAUGGACGGGAUCCGUGGACUUGAACUGUAUUUAUUUAUAUGUCGGCUUAAAAGCAGGCAGCAACAAGCUGCAAAUGGAAAAUAUUUGAGCAACUCAAAAAGUGCAUUAUGUUGAACCCGAUCUCUAUAGGUAAAGUGAAAACACGCAUAUGUUUAGAGUACUAAUUAACGUAGGGGGGGUCUUCAGUUCAUGUUCAUUUGAAAUUGCUAUGAUUGUAUUUGUUAUUAUUUAAUGUCUCAUUGAGAACAAAAUAAUUUACAUGCAUGGUUGUUUCUUAAAUUUAAAAAAAAAAUUGUCCACAUUUGACAUUGCCGUUAUUUUUCAGGUGUACCUGAUGGAAAGAGAAUUGAUAUUUUUUUGUAUGUAUUCUGAGAAAGAAAAAAAAAGAAGCAAAUCUGUUCAAUAUCUCAGUCUGGCUCUUUUUGUUAAUUUCUUUGGUUACUUUUCCUUUUUUUUAAUUGGCCUAUUAAAUUAUUGAGGAUAAAACUCUCAUCUGGUCAUUUCUCCAAAGGCCUAUGGAUUUUUCGCCUCUAUUAUAAAGGUUUAAUUACUGUAUGAUGACCUUUUUCUCUCAUUUAUUUCUUUACAGCACAAGGACAGUCUCCAUAAGCAUUAAACAAUAAAUACGGAUCAUAUUAAUUGAAUG
Molecule: messenger RNA, 2765 nt
Organism: Cololabis saira (Pacific saury)
Lineage: Eukaryota; Metazoa; Chordata; Actinopteri; Beloniformes; Belonidae
Gene: znf503
Product: zinc finger protein 503
Exons: 2
Coding region: 355-2031 (558 amino acids)
Biological process (GO): negative regulation of DNA-templated transcription
Cellular component (GO): nucleus
Source: RefSeq, a predicted model, not a curated record